CAUUCCGGCUAAGCGAUCGUGCUUGAUCCGUUCUAUAAAGGGAAUCGAUCACGAUGGAUUCGAUAGCGGUUGCACUGCAACCGUACAAGGAUACGGUCGGUUUGACGGCGGCCAUCGUGACGGUGGUCCAGUUCUUCAGUGGAGUAUUGACCUUGAAUGAAAUUCGACGCCAGGGCAACACUAAGGGCUUUUCGGUGUUGCCCUUUCUCGGCUGCACCGUGUUCUGUCUGCUGAACAUACAGUUUGGCCAGAUGCUGCGGGACGACGGUAUGAUUCGGGUUAACUUUAUCGGACUGGCGUUGAACUUGCUAUACGUGUGCGGGUUUUAUAUGUACACCGAUGGCCCCCAGAAGACGGCCGUUUGGGGUCAGAUAGGGUUGGGCGGUGCGUUUACCGUUGGUGUGCUUUCGUACGUACAGUAUGAAGAUCCGAAGCUGGUCGAGUUCCGGUUCGGUGUUAUUUUGACCGGUUUGCUAUGGACUUUAGUCGGUAUGUCGCUGCUUGGAUUGAGUGAUAUCCUGAAGAAAAAGAGUACUGAAGGACUUCCAUUUCCGACUAUCUUUCUCGGUGCGAUCGUUUCCUUCUCCUGGCUACUGUACGGUAUCAUUCUACGCAGCAACUUCCUUGUGGUACAAAAUCUUGUAGCUCUUGCACUGAGUGCAGUACAGCUCUCGCUGUUUAUUAUCUUCCCUUCGGGUGCGGCCAAACCACCGCCAAGUCCGGCCAAAAAGCGCAACUAAACAACAGCCCUUACACAGUGCGUGAU
Anopheles maculipalpis is the source of this 766-nucleotide messenger RNA. RefSeq names its product sugar transporter SWEET1-like. Lineage: Eukaryota; Metazoa; Arthropoda; Insecta; Diptera; Culicidae. Gene Ontology annotation, biological process: carbohydrate transport. The transcript is spliced from 4 exons. Gene Ontology annotation, cellular component: membrane. The record is from RefSeq and is a predicted model, not a curated record. Gene Ontology annotation, molecular function: sugar transmembrane transporter activity. Bases 54 to 740 code for a protein of 228 amino acids.